AUGCUAUCGCUCACAGCAUUCUUAACAGUCGCAUCUACAAUUACUGUCGCUUUAGCAAUUAUAUUCAACACAGUGCAUGAUCCGCUAACAGCAUCAAUUGGAUUCGGCAUACUUGGUGGAUCAACAACGUGGCUUAUUAUUCCAAUGUUAACAGAGAGUUUUCUGAACGCCAAGAGAACUGGACGAGAUGCGCACAAACUGACUAAACCAAUACUUCCUGAGAGCAUGGGUGUUGUUGCCGCAACGGUUUACUUGAUCUGCCUCUUUCUGUUUAUUCCUUUUCCAUUCAUGGAUUACUUUACAGGCCAGCAUAUUCUCUCUCGUAAAGAACCGUUUCAUACUCCUACUUUUCCCCACAACAAACUCGGUGAAUUCCUGUCCGCUUUGCUCUCGCUUCAGUCGAUGAUUCUUCUUGGAUUUGCUGACGAUGUGUUUGAUAUACGAUGGAGAUACAAAUUACUUUUACCGACGAUAGCAUCCAUUCCAAUAUUGAUUAAUUACUAUGUCGGAUCUGGUGAAACGCAUAUUAGUGUGCCGAUUCCAUUCCGGUUCAUAUUUGGCCAAAUUCUAGACUUGGGUCCAAUAUAUUAUGUAUAUAUGGGGAUGAUGGCAGUAUUCUGUACAAAUUCAAUCAAUAUUUUGGCUGGCAUUAACGGCGUUGAAAUUGGUCAAUCGCUAGUGAUUGCUACCUCCAUUGCAGCUAACGACUUGCUAUUCCUCAACGCUUUUGAUCAAACUGUUGAGACACAUUUAUUCUCAUUGUUUUUUCUCAUUCCCUUCAUCGGUGUCACAAUUGGUCUAAUGAUACAUAACUGGUUCCCGGCGCGCGUAUUUGUUGGAGAUACAUAUUGUUACUUUGCUGGAAUGACCUUUGCCGUCGUGAGCGUAUUGGGACACUUUAGCAAGACACUAUUGUUAUUCUUCAUACCGCAAAUAUUUAAUUUCGUAUACUCGGCCCCACAAUUGUUCAAGCUUGUCGAUUGUCCACGACAUAGGAUGCCAGACUUCAACCCGCGUACAAACAAACUGGAAUAUAGUACAGUUCGAUUGGAACAACCACUAAGUCCUGUAUCCAGUAUCGUUAUUAAGUUGUUCGCUUUGUUGCGUCUUGUAGAGAUUAAACAUGAGAAAGAAGAAAUAGUCGUUAACAAUUUCACAUUGUUGAAUUUAAUACUUUUAAAAUUUGGUCCUAUGCAUGAACGAACUCCACCUGCUUUACGAAGGGCUGUAGUUCCUCGUUAA
Molecule: messenger RNA, 1242 nt
Organism: Paraglomus brasilianum
Lineage: Eukaryota; Fungi; Glomeromycota; Glomeromycetes; Paraglomerales; Paraglomeraceae
Source: the annotation of a GenBank genome assembly